Molecule: messenger RNA, 1200 nt
Organism: Morchella sextelata
Lineage: Eukaryota; Fungi; Ascomycota; Pezizomycetes; Pezizales; Morchellaceae
Exons: 1
Coding region: 1-1200 (399 amino acids)
Source: RefSeq, a predicted model, not a curated record
AUGUCUUCAGAUUAUGGAUCUGAUAGUGACUUGUUUGAGUUAUACCCCAUGUUGGGUAUGCAUCAAGGCUCUCAUACAUGCCCAAAUAAUGAUGCCCGCAUUAUGAAUAACCAUGUGAAGAUUGUAGGGGAAGAAGAAUUUGGAGAUAUUGAUGACGUCGAAAUGUUGGAAGCUAUAACUUACUUGGAAAAGCACACCACAUCAGAGUUAGUCAAAGACAAGUGGGAUAGUGAUUCGGAUAUGGACGGUGCUUCCAUUUUCGAUGACUAUCCCACGACUGAAAAUCAAGCUAAUAACGAGAAAGAAAAUAUUCAAAAUGGAUCUAGGGAGCAAUUUCUGCACCUCCAUUCACUUCCAGUCACAUCUCACAAGCCAGUCACUCAAGAAAAACUAUCUACAGAUGAUAAAAUUCAAUCUCAAAAUCAAUCUUUAUCUAUACCUAAUAAAGAUUCUCAUGUGUCAGAGAUCUGCCCAUUGGAGGAGCUUCCAACGAGCCCUGAACCAGGGAUUGUUAUUGAAAAUUUCUCUACGCCUUCUGACGUCAAAUUUACCCUUAAUGAUUAUUCGCAGGACCAAGAGGUAUUUGAUCCGGACUUACAAAGAUCUACGCCGCCGGAGAAUUUUGUGGGAGUAAGUAAAUGUUUUCAGAAUACUACCAGUGAUACCUGUGCCAGCGAGGCCAAAAUGAGGGAAUCUUGUGAAAAUUUAGAUAUAUUAGGUGAAAUUAAUGAUAUCGAGGAACUUGUAUCCGGGUUGGAUACGAUCUCUUAUGAAGAGAAUGAAGAGAUACCGGAUGGUGCGGUUGGUGUGGUUGGGCCCGAAAACGAGAGUACCAAAGGAAAAGGCGAUGAAGAUGCGGAUGUGGAUGUGGUAGGAAUAGAGAAAGAGAUCGAAAUUAAGGGGAAUUUAGAAGAAGAAGGUGAUGAUGAGGAUGAGAGUGAGGAAAGUACACUAUAUAUGAGCAAAAAAAGAAAAGCUCAAAGGAAGACCAAGCCGGCAAAAGCUACGCGGGAGCGGAAGCCUCUAAAGAAGAGAAAAGUCCGUGUAGUGGACCCUUCACAGCUGAAACUAUCUGACUAUAUUGGUUUCUCCAAGCCACCUUCUAUUAGGCCCAGGUACGAUGAAGAAGGGAAUCUUAACCCUUUUGUAAGGCCAGCGUUUCUUCCAAUGGUCCCUGAAGAACCAUGGUACCAGGAAUAA